CAACGACAAUCAGCCCUUCAACGGAAUCGCCAGUUCCCUAAUUCAAGAUGACGAAGGGUACCUCCAGCUUUGGAAAGCGCCACAACAAAACCCACACCCUCUGCAGGCGUUGUGGCCGCCGCUCUUACCACAUCCAGAAGUCGACUUGCUCUAACUGUGGUUACCCCGCUGCUAAGACUCGCAAGUACAACUGGAGCGAGAAGGCCAAGCGACGCAAGACCACCGGCACCGGCCGUAUGUCCCACCUGCGCGAUGUCCACCGCCGCUUCAAGAACGGCUUCCAGACCGGCACUCCCAAAGGCGCUCGUGGCCCUGAGAACCACUAAGUCAAUUUUGAUGUCGCGUUUUCGUUCCCAGGGGCUGGAGAGAGGGCUGGUAUGACAGGGCCUCGCAUUUGAAAUAGUCGGUUUCAGUGCAGGGCGCAAAAUGUGCUUUCCCGUGGAGUUGGUGUUGGGACAGUCUUCACUUUUGCCGUCGAGCAACUUUUGUCAUAGAGAGAAGAAGAAAAAAAGCUACAUAAUUGACGGCAUUUGGAAGGCAGAAAAUUUCAAUUUCAUGGGGUUUCGAUAUGGAUAAAAAUCAAAGGGGAAAGCAUGAAUGAAUUUCCUUGUUUAUGGCUGGCGAAUAUCCCAUGUUGUGGCAGAUUCAAUGUUGAGGUACUCUUUCCAAUGUGAUCUGUCUUCUGAAUCCAUCCAUUUGUCUACCGCGUACAAGGCUUGCCUUGCCUCAUAACGACUAUCUGGUUCGUUUGGAAUUGCGACAAUAACAGUGCAUUAACAGCGUCUAUCAUAUAUAUUUUUUUCCCACGCGCCC
This is a messenger RNA of Aspergillus ochraceoroseus IBT 24754, 813 nucleotides long. Its product is annotated as 60S ribosomal protein eL37. The coding region runs from base 48 to 326 and encodes 92 amino acids. Gene Ontology annotation, biological process: translation. NCBI's taxonomy places the organism in Eukaryota, Fungi, Ascomycota, Eurotiomycetes, Eurotiales, Aspergillaceae. Gene Ontology annotation, cellular component: ribosome; cytosolic large ribosomal subunit. The transcript is spliced from 5 exons. The record is from RefSeq and is a predicted model, not a curated record. Gene Ontology annotation, molecular function: structural constituent of ribosome; RNA binding.